UGUGGAUGAAUCGCGAAACUUGUUUGUGUUGAUGAAAUUUUACGCGACAAACGCCACGCUAGGAAAUCCCCGCAAGACUAUAAGUUGGAAAUCAUCCUUGAUGCAGGUCAGCUCAGUUAUCGUUUUCAAGCUGACCUGUUCAUUCCAUUCAAGAAAUUAAUGCCGGAAUAAUGGAUUUGUUUCGACUCGUGCUCGUCGUUGCUGGAAUAGCGAAGGCAUCUUCAACGCCAGCUGAAGAUCGUGAAUACUUUACGGAUGCGCCGCCAGGUGGAUAUUAUCUGCGACAUACUUUAGAAGACUGUCCAUCUCGAUUUUAUUCCAAUGCUGACCAGCACGAGACCCGGCUAAUUGAUGAUGACAAUAAACAAGUCUGCAAUACAGAAUAUCAGCUUGAGGUUUCAAUAGGUUGGACGUCCGGCGAAAAAGUUCAAUACCGAUGUGGUGGAACGCUCCUGUCUUCCAAAUUUAUUCUCACCGCAGCCCACUGCGCAAUGGAUAACGAUGGGAUACCACCAGACACUGUGCAACUCGGCAUCGGGAGCACCAAUAGUGGUGCAAACAAUUCACAAGCUCAACGUUUUCAGAUACGUCAAUUCAGAAAACAUCCCCAGUACCAGUCGAGUAGAAAAUAUUACGAUAUUGCAAUUAUAGAGCUGGAAAACUAUAUAAAUUUCAACGAAACCAUUUGUGCUGCGUGUCUUUGGUUGGAAGAGAAUACCCCAUCCGAACCUAUGACUGUGAUUAAGCUGAGUGGUGGAGGUUGGAAUAGGAACUCUAGCCCAGUACUGGAAAAAAUUUCUUUAUCGUUUAUCAAUAACACCCACUGCGAAGAACGUAUGCCCUUCGACACGCGGUCACUUCCUAAUGGACUAGUGGAUAGUCAGUUCUGCGCUGCAAAUGACACUGUGGACACCUGCGAGGGAGACUCUGGCCGACCAUUGUUUGUGGAGCGGUUUGAUUUGGAUGGGAGUGUAAUUACGCUAGUAGUUGGAAUUGUUACAUUCGGCACACUUUGCACUGAAGGUUCAACGGGAGUUUACACACGUGUUGCUUCCUAUAAAAAUUGGAUAGAAAAGGAAACCCAGCUUUCAUUUAGCUAUCCAGCCUGCAGUCGUAGAAACCGGAGUCACAUCAAACGCCAGAAUCUUCGGUUUCCCUUUCUUCGCCUAGGGAUAGUAUGGAACCGCGAUGACUUACACGCCAACCAUUGCGGAGCCACUCUAGUGGAUGACAAAUUCGCUCUCACUUCCGCCUAUUGCGGGACGGAAAAACAUACUUCACCAAUGUAUGUAAUCGUAGAACCUUCAAAGGAAAUCAUUCCAGUAGACAAAGUUUAUGUCCAUCCGCAGUACAGCCGAAACAAACCGGAAAAUGAUAUUGCAUUACUCCGAUUGAGCAAAUAUUUGAAGGGUGGAAUGUCACCAGCUCCUGCUUGUCUUUAUCGGAAUGGUGAAACACGUGACCAAUCGGAAAGUAUAUUUUACUCUGUCCACGAUAAUGAUUCUGGAAAUCAAAGCAUGAGUUACAUUGUGCAGAUGCGAAAUGCAGAUCAAUGUCAAAAUCACAUAAACUAUCAGCACGAAAUGCUGCUCCGUGGAAGUCAUCAUGAACCUAAGGUUCCGUCAAUUUGCAAGAUGAUUUACGGAUGUGCCAUUUCAUUCGAUGUCAAUUCGCCGUUCCUGUACGGAGUGGUAUCUUCUUUAAGUAUCGAAUGUGGUGAUGAUUUGAUUGGAACCAGUGUCUCACAUCAUAUUGACUGGAUUGAAAGCAUAAUAUUCGAUCAUAACGGAAGUGAUUUGAAGAGCAUAAUGCUAGAGUCAUUCCUCGUGUUGUUCAAGAUGGUGUUCAGUUCUGGUGCUUUUCUGUUUAUAAUUGUGUUAACAAAUACCGGUGCAGUGCAAUACUUUCACAGGAGGCCUGCUUCGGACUAUUAUGAACGGUCAAGUAUUUUUGAUUGUGCUGAGAGACACUAUCCGCCGAUUAAGAAGGUUCCAAAUAAAUUUGUUGGUGGUGACAGUCCUGAAGUUGCAGGAGGUUUCCGGGCAUAUAAUGGAGAAUAUCAACAUAUGGCUGCAAUUGGAUGGCUUAUUGAUGAAAAGGUGAAAUAUUACUGCGGUGGUACUCUAAUUCAUCCUCGUUUUAUACUCACGGCAGCCCACUGUGCUUUACCAAUUGAGGGUGUACUGCCCAGUACGGUGCGACUCGGUGACACUGACCUGGGAAACUCGAAUUAUGAUUUCGAUGCACAACAGGUCCCAAUCAAGCAUAUCAAGCGCCAUCCUCAGCACCGGUUUACUCGUAGCUAUCACGAUAUCGCACUGCUGGAGCUGGAGCAUGCAGUCAGGUUGAGCGAAUUCGUGUGCCCCGCGUGCCUCUGGGCGGAGGACUAUAUUCCCGCUGAUCAGUUGCGAAUCGUUGGCUUCGGGGAGGUGGAACAAGCGACUGGAUUAAGCUCAACACUUCAACAAGGCCGUGUAUCAUUGAUGCCCAGCAAAUCUUGCGAAGAAAGUUUCAUUGAUAAUCGUGGAAUAUCCGAAGGGUUGAUGGAUUCACAGUUCUGUGCUUCACAUGCAACGAUGGAUACUUGUCAGGGAGACUCUGGAGGCCCAAUCGAGGUACGACGAAUUGACAUGUCGGAUUUGGAACAUCCGCUAGUAGUUGGCGUAACUUCUUUUGGAACGCCUUGUGUCAAUGGUUCCAUCGGGGUUUACACCAAAAUUGCACCCUACAUCGAGUGGAUUGAGCGCGAAAUCAACGAAACGAUAAGCUACAACAAAUGUAUUGCGCUAUGCCCCAUGAGACAAUUUGGCACUAACUUCCUAGGACCAUCGAACUUCCGAGGGAUCGUUCACCUGUUGAGGAAUAUUUCCGUUGAAAGUAGAUCUAAUUGCUCCGGGACACUGAUAGAUGAUCGUUUUGUAUUGACAUCAGCUUCGUGUGCCACGGUUCCAGAUGAUGUUCAUUUUAUUUACGUUUCUACGAGUCAAGAGAUUGUGCAAGUUGAUGAAAUUUUUGUACACCCUGACUUUAAAAGAAGCGGUUUAGAGAAUGAUUUGGCCCUUCUCAAACUGAGCAAAUAUUUACAACCAAACCAGACUGUAAAACCAGCUUGUCUGUCGAGUUCAACAACGGCCAACAGAGCUGGUACAUAUUUCUUUCACAUGAGUAAAGAGUCCAAUUUAACGAAUAAAUUGCCCGGAACCGAAUACUAUUCGAAAGGCGCAGAAAUUUCGGACGAAGCUUGCAACAACUCUAUUCAGAGGAAUACAAUAUGUGCCUUUAACAAACAAGCAACUAUUCCAAAUAUUUGCAAGCUCGAACACGGUGGACCCAUAUUUCGCAACAGUUUCCCGGUACCAUACAUUAGCGGAGUCGCUAACAAUCUCAACACUGACUGCGAUGGAACACUUUACGGGACUCUGAUAGACACUCACAUACCGUGGAUUGAAAAGGUUUUGAUGGGAAGGCAAAGAGCUAAUGUACAUGUGUUUGUGUAGAUAGAAAACCAUUCCUGCUUAGUUAUCUACUCAACCUACUUUUUCGAGUCAACUCAAACCCAAAACUAGUAGCCAAUUAUUGUAUUAUUCUCCGGGAUAUGUUGUUUGGCCACAAAAUACGAAAUAAAUUAAGAUGCAUGACUGACGUAGGAUUAGGUAUGGCUGUGUUUCAGAAUCUAAAGUGCUAGAUGAACUCGAGAAUAAAAUAUUAUUUAUUUAUUUA
Wyeomyia smithii (pitcher-plant mosquito) is the source of this 3720-nucleotide messenger RNA. RefSeq lists its product as uncharacterized. The transcript is spliced from 14 exons. Gene Ontology annotation, molecular function: serine-type endopeptidase activity. Gene Ontology annotation, biological process: proteolysis. Lineage: Eukaryota; Metazoa; Arthropoda; Insecta; Diptera; Culicidae. The coding region runs from base 171 to 3497 and encodes 1108 amino acids. The record is from RefSeq and is a predicted model, not a curated record.